Molecule: messenger RNA, 223 nt
Organism: Dimorphilus gyrociliatus
Lineage: Eukaryota; Metazoa; Annelida; Polychaeta; Dinophilidae
Source: the annotation of a GenBank genome assembly
AAUGUCUGGGUAUCUUAUAAAAUGGGAGGCGAAAUCGUGCUUUGUUAGAAAGCGAUUGAGCAUCGAAAUUCUCUGCAAAGAUCCAUAUGGUAGCGAAGAUACUUUCACGUCCACUAUGAAGUCAGUAGAGGCGGGGUCGCGACUGGUCAGCUCUAUUGAACUUCCGGCCUUUCAAUACUUGAAAGGAUGCUCAAAGAUUCGACAACGACUUGACUUUGCUUGA